AUGUGCAUCCAGAUUUUUAUUGUUAUGAAAGCGUCAGAACUACCACAGGAGAUUCUUACACACAUUGCUGAUAAUCUAUCGACAAAGGACAGGUUGUCUUGUGCUCUUACGUGCAAGGGAUGGAGAUAUUCGUUUCAAAGAACUCUGUGGAAAACCGUACAAGCUAAUACACUUAGACUCUUCAAAAACAUACUCGACACUAUUAGAUCCUCCCAGAAUUCAUCCAUACCAUACGGUAUCUGGGUUCACAGUCUAUGUAUGCAGAAUUUCAUCCUUAGUCCAUACCUCUCGGAUAUUCCUGUUAUCGAGCUAUUCAGAUGCCUACCAAACCUGAAGUGUCUGUACCUAGGUGAUAUAGGCUAUAAGAACAUCUACAGAGAGAUAGUGCCAGCGCCAAGCAUCUUGGAAUUUAUAAAUACAUGUAGUAUGCUCCAGAAACUAGAAAUAAUUGCGCCUAAAAAGGGUUACCGUAUCGAACUAAGCUUGGAUGACUUUGACAACUUGCAUCAAAACCUGAAAAGACUAUCGUUUAUCAAAGCUGCCGUCAACCUCAAUUUUGACUUUACGGCUACACUUAACACAAUCCCAAACACAGCUCCAGCUUACUCUGUCACGACUCUAGAUAUAGACACCAAUCAAUGGAACCCUUUGUGGCUAUAUUAUUUUUGCUACAAGUAUCCAAACUUGCGUUCCUUGAAGUUAGAUGUCUGGGAUACAAGUCACGAAGCGUUGAGUUUCGAUCAAAAGCAAAGGAUCAUAUCUCUUUUUCACUCCAACCCCAACGCACUCCAACAUCUGGAAACAUUCAAAAUCAUAAGCAAUAUACAUUUCGAGCCAUCUGAUCUUGUUUU
Messenger RNA from Phycomyces blakesleeanus NRRL 1555(-), 851 nucleotides. RefSeq lists its product as hypothetical. The record is from RefSeq and is a predicted model, not a curated record. Gene Ontology annotation, molecular function: protein binding. The transcript has 3 exons. NCBI's taxonomy places the organism in Eukaryota, Fungi, Mucoromycota, Mucoromycetes, Mucorales, Phycomycetaceae. The annotation marks the transcript as partial.